This is a messenger RNA of Cherax quadricarinatus, 2109 nucleotides long. The record is from RefSeq and is a predicted model, not a curated record. NCBI's taxonomy places the organism in Eukaryota, Metazoa, Arthropoda, Malacostraca, Decapoda, Parastacidae.
UUCUUAAAUACAGUUUGGGCACUUACACAAUAUUUUUACCUACAUAUUCCAGGUUAUCAGCGUGAACUCAAGUAUCGUCAUGAGGAUGGAUCAUUUAGUGCAUUUGGAAAAUCUGAUAAUUCUGGCUCAACCUGGCUAACAGCAUUUGUUCUUAAAUCAUUUGCUCAAGCUCGUCAAUUUAUCCUGAUUGAUGGGAAUGAUUUAGAUAUGAGCCGAGACUGGUUAAAGCGCAAGCAGAUGGAAAAUGGAUGCUUUGAAUCAGUUGGGAAAGUUUUUCAUAAAGGCAUGAAGGGUGGUCUUGGUGAUGAUAGUUCCCCUGUGCCCUUGACAGCCUACGUACUUAUUUCUCUCCUGGAAGCUGGUGAGCCACCGUCAAGUGCAGCUAUCAGUGAGGCAGCUUUCUGCUUGCUUGCAGACCAGUCUCAAGAUCCCUACACAGCUGCACUGAAGGCAUAUGCUCUGGCUUUAUCAGGGCUAUCUGAAGCACAAUCAGUUAUUGAAAAAGUAAUCAAUACUGCCAUGGAAAAUUCUCAUUCUAUGCACUGGGAAAUUCCAGCUGGUGCAGGUAAGAGUGAGGGUGUGGAAAUCGAAACUGCUGGUUAUACACUCCUAGCCAUGAUGACUCUAAAUGCAACACGUUUCCAAAACCAAGCUGUAAAAAUUGUCAAAUUUCUUUCUUCUAAGAGAAAUGGUCAGGGAGGUUUCAUCUCGACACAGGACACAGUUGUUGCUUUGCAAGCUCUGGCCAGUUUUGAAAGUCACCAAAAUCAAGGCAAUGUAAAUUUGGUUAUAACAGUUGAAGCUGAAGCCCUGGAGCAUGACUUCCACAUUGAUGAGUCUAACAAGUUACUUCAACAAACAGCGAAUCUACCAAAAAUUCCAGCUCAUGUUGUGUUUGGCUUGACGGGAGAAGGAUGCGCUCUUGUUCAGGCUGUUUUGAGGUACAAUGUUCCUGAGUCCAGCCCAAGUGAAGCAUUUAGGCUCAGUGUCACUACAGAAACGGCACCUGAUAAGAAGUGUGUGACGAAGAGAAUCAAGAUUUGUGCAUCGUACCAGCUUCCAGAUAAGAAAUCCAACAUGGCUGUCAUAGAGGUCGAUUUAAUUUCUGGCUACAUUCCUGAAAAAGCAGAUCUUAAGCAGAUUGUGGGUUAUGGCACAGGCCUCUUCAAACGAUAUGAAGUUGAUGGGAGUACAGUCACUUUUUACAUUGACGAAUUCUCCCCAGAAGACAUUUGUUUGAGCUUCCGGAUAAUAAGGGAAAUUGAGGUGCAAGAUGUAAAACCUGGAACUGUGAAAGUAUAUGAUUAUUAUCAGCCAGAAUUUUCUGUCAGCACGAGUUUCGUCCUUCCACCAAUAGAUGAAUGCAAGUCUGAGUCAGAAAUUAAUAUUGAAGGCAUUAUUCCCUUUGAAAAUGAGAAUGUUGAAGGUGAACCAGCUGGGUCUACGGAUGUGAAUCCGGCAGAUGUUGAUGAUUUAUUAUCAGCUCUAGAUGGCUCGCUAAAAUGAAAACUGAAAAGUUCCUUGAAAUUGUUGAAAGAGAAUUUCGCUGUUCCUGAGAACUACAAUGUAUAAAUUAAGCAAAUGUAAAUAAUAUAUAUAGUGCCAGAAGUGUCAGCUGGCAAUAAUCAAGAUUUGAAAUUAAGAUACAUUUGAUUAUAUAUGUUUAUAUAUUUUUCCACAUAUACUUUACAACAGCUAUUAAGUGUGCUUUUUUUUAAAGCAGUAACUUAGCUGCAUUGUUUAGCGUCAAAUUAUUUAUAUUUAAUGAUCAGUUAUAACUAACUUAUAUCUUCACUAUAAUAAUGCAUUUCUGGAUAAAUGUGGAAACUGAAAAACAAUUAAUCUUUUUAUAUUAUACUCUAAUAGAAAAUAUUCAUGAAUUAGGAUAUACAUCUGUAAAAUUAAAUUAUGAAUUAAAAUAUGGUUUGCAUCAUGGUUUCUUUUCAAAAUAUUUUAUUCUUUUUUGAAAACUUUACAUAUAUAAAUAAUAUUUACAUACAAUGACUUAAAUACAAUUGAAUAAUUUUAAUUUUUUUAUUCUUUCAUAUCUCCCUGAAGAUUUGCUGAUGGUUAUUUUUUUACAUAAAAUCUAAUUUUUAUAUUUUUUUU